AUGGUCCACGAGGACGGGCGUCCUUGUGUCCUCGAUGACAUACAAGGACAAUGGUCUAAAAGAGAAAGUAAUCUCGAGGACAAUUCUAGGCAUACUAUCUCUCCCGGAACCAUCCUCGAGGAUAAUGGUGUUGGACGUCGAGGUCAGACAAGGACAAAGGUCAACGAGGACACUCUCAACCUCGCCUCGAGCGUCCUCAUGGACCACACUGCCCGCGGGAAAUCAACGCUUUCUGGCCAUGUCAAAACGAGUGCCAACCAUAACCAUAGCAAGGUCUGGAGUUUGUAA
This is a messenger RNA of Morchella sextelata, 288 nucleotides long. RefSeq lists its product as uncharacterized. The record is from RefSeq and is a predicted model, not a curated record. The coding region runs from base 1 to 288 and encodes 95 amino acids. The transcript has a single exon. Lineage: Eukaryota; Fungi; Ascomycota; Pezizomycetes; Pezizales; Morchellaceae.